Messenger RNA from Paramecium octaurelia, 759 nucleotides. The record is from the annotation of a GenBank genome assembly. NCBI's taxonomy places the organism in Eukaryota, Ciliophora, Oligohymenophorea, Peniculida, Parameciidae.
AUGUAAGGAUAAGAUCAAAAGUAUUUGUAUUCAAAUAAGAAUAAAUUGAAAUAAAUUCAAAUUCUAAGUGAACAUAGUGAUUAUGUUAGAACUUUAAAUUUUAUGAAGAAAUAGAAUCAAUUUAUUUCUGCUGGUAAUGGUGGAUAGAUUAUUAUGGGGUCUAUGAAUGAAAAUAGUUAAUGGAUAUGUACAUAGAAAUUAAAAGAACAUUCUAAAUAUAUUAAUUGUUUAGUAAUGAAUAAUAAUGAAGAUCUAUUCAUAUCAGGAAGUAAUGAUUCUACAAUUAAAUUCUGGUUAAAGUAGAAUUAAUGGGUAUGUUCAUAAACUAUUACAGAUCAUUCACAUUAUGUUUGUGGAUUAAGUUUGAAUGAAUAAUAGAAUAGACUCAUAUCUUGUGGAAGGGAUAAAUUAAUAUUAAUAAUAGAACGAUCAUCAUAGGAUUAAAAAUGGAAUGUAAAAUAAAAGAUAUCAGUCUAAAUAUUUGGUUAUCGAUUAUGUUUUAUAAAUGAUAAUUUAUUCACAUUUUAACCUAAUGCUUAAGAGAAGAUGCAUGUUUAUGAAAUGAAUAGCAGUAAUCAUUAAUUCUAAAAGACAAAAGAAAUUCAUGUUAAAAGUGAUCAUUCUAGUUGUUAUUAUUGGUUUCCUUAAUAAUAUAUAAAGUAGAAAUGUCUGCUUGCGAAUAAGAAUGAUUACAAUGUUAAUUUAAUAAGGAACAACCAAAAUGCUGAUAUUAUAACUCAAUCAUCUAUUGAACAAUGA